This is a messenger RNA of Epithele typhae, 1587 nucleotides long. RefSeq names its product general substrate transporter. Gene Ontology annotation, molecular function: carbohydrate:proton symporter activity. The coding region runs from base 1 to 1587 and encodes 528 amino acids. Gene Ontology annotation, biological process: carbohydrate transport; transmembrane transport. The record is from RefSeq and is a predicted model, not a curated record. The transcript has 10 exons. Lineage: Eukaryota; Fungi; Basidiomycota; Agaricomycetes; Polyporales; Epitheliaceae. Gene Ontology annotation, cellular component: plasma membrane.
AUGGGUGUCCCGACGAACAGCAAGGCCAUUCUCUUGGCGACGUUUAUCGCAUUUGGAGGCAAGUCGUGCGGAGGUUUGUAUGGGUUCCUGAGCUGCUUCCUCUUCGGAUACGAUAUCGGAGUCAUCUCGGGAUGUUUGAUCAUGCCAGACUUCGUGCAAAGGUUCGGCGAACAGAACGCCGACGGCACCUUCAUCCUCUCCAGUUCGCGACAAUCCAUCAUCACGUCGCUUCUCUCCGCGGGCACCUUCGUCGGUGCCCUCGGACAGGCCUUCACCUCUGACCGCUUCGGCCGUCGCGGCUCCAUCCUCAUCUGGUCCGCCAUCUUCACCGCUGGUGUCGCCAUCCAGACCGCCACCGUGCACUCCCUCGUACAAAUGGUCAUCGGUCGUUUCGUCGCCGGUCUCGGUGUCGGAGCCCUUUCCGCUAUCGUCCCUCUCUACAACGGAGAGACGGCGCCGAAGGCCAUGCGUGGUAUGCUGCUGGUGCUGUACCAGCUACAGAUCAUCGUCGGUAUCUUCUUGAGCUACAUGAUCGAGCUUGGCUCCCACCGCAUCGAAGGCCCUGCAUCCUGGCGUCUGCCAGUUGGUCUACAGUUGGUCUGGGGUUUCAUCCUGCUUUCCGGCAUCUUCUUCCUUCCCGAGUCCCCUCGUCAUCUGUUGGGUACCGGCCGCGAAGCUGAGGCUCGCAAGGUUGUCUCCAUGCUCAACAGCCUCCCCGAGGACGACCCGGUAGUGAUGGAGCUCAUCGAGGAGCUCGAGUUCGGCAUCCGCGCCGAGAACGACGGCGGAAAGGCUACCUGGAUGGAGUGCUUCUCCAGCCGCAACAUGCUCUGGAAGCGGACGAUCAACGGCAUGAUGCUCCAGUUCAUCCAGCAGCUCAACGGCCAGAACUUCUACUACUACUACGGCGACACCUUCUUCCAGAGCGCGGGAACGAGCCUCGACCCGUACUCGAUUCAGGCCAUCCUUGGUGGUGUGUCGGUUGUUGGCACCAUCCCGGCGCUGUACUUGAUCGAGACCUGGGGCCGGCGUAACUCCCUCCUCACGGGCUCCGUCCUCGAAGGCAUUUGCUCCCUCAUCGCGGGCCUUGUCGGGCACUACACCCUGGCGCCCACCGGCGUGCCCAAGGACAUGCUCACCGCGCGCAACAAGCAGGGCGGGGACACGAUCAUUGCCUUCGCCGUCCUCCACGUCUUCUCCUUCUCCAUCUUCUGGGGCCCGACGCCGUGGGUGUACCUCGGCGAGUCCUUCCCGCUCCGCGUGCGCCCGAAAGCCAUCGCGCUCGGCAGCGCCACCAACUGGCUGUGGAACUUCCUGCUCUCGUUCUUCGCGCCGCGCAUCGCGGAGGACAUCGGGCCGCUCAUCCUGCUCAUCUUCUUCGGCAUGCUCACGUUCGGGUACGUGUACGUGUACCUCUUCAUCCCCGAGACCAAGGGCCUCUCGCUCGAGGAGGUCGACGAGAUGUACCGGUCCGGCGUGAAGCCGUGGAACUCGAUGAACUGGCGCCCGAGCGAGAAGCCGAUCCACGAGCACGAGGCGAAGGAGGUGCGCGAGAUCGCGGAGAAGGGGGAGAAGGACAGCGUCUGA